Messenger RNA from Calliphora vicina (urban bluebottle blowfly), 2043 nucleotides. RefSeq lists its product as uncharacterized. Bases 94 to 2043 code for a protein of 649 amino acids. The record is from RefSeq and is a predicted model, not a curated record. The transcript is spliced from 7 exons. NCBI's taxonomy places the organism in Eukaryota, Metazoa, Arthropoda, Insecta, Diptera, Calliphoridae.
UAGAAAACGAUACUUUCAAAAAAGGACAACAUUUAUUAAAGUGGACUUGUAGAUAUUUUAAAAUAAAUCAUUAUUAAUAAAAAAAGUAUUAACAUGACUUCUCAUAUUGGUAGAGCUUAUUUGAAUACCUGCUUAAAAGUACCUAUAGAUCCAUGUAACAAUUGUCCAGCUCCUGUUUACAGCAGAUCCAAAAUAUAUUUGGAACGUGCUGCAGCCACACCAAACAGCUCAAAAGCUUCUAUUAUCACCACAAAACACUGUAGUACAACGGAAAGAGAGCAUAAAUGGUCUUGUGGUGGUAUCAGAUCAUUGGCGAAACUUUACGACAGCAUACCAGAUUAUAGAGAUUUGAACCAUUUAAGUGGUGAAGAAUUCUAUUCUACUUUGGAUACAUUAAGAUCAACUUGUCGAGAGUUGAAAGUUAAAACUAGUUGCUUGGUCGAAGAUCGUUGCAGUACUACCACAACUUCAUCUUCUUUAACAUCCUCCAAUAGUCAGCUGGGCGGUAGUCGUAAUAAAAAGUCUAAAAAAUCUAAAAAGAAGAAAAAAUCUAAGGGAAAUCCUAAUAAUAUAAAAUGCUUUGAAGCCCAGGAAUCAGAUUUUGUGCAGGAGUUUCUAAAUACUCAAAGGCAUGAGAACUGCCAUGAAGCUACUAGAACAAAAACGCGCAAUGUUUCUCUUUCUAAAAGUUCUAAAAAAGAUUUAGAUGAGGAAGUUGAAGGUUUUAAAAAGUCUCUUCAGGAAUUCGAGGCAGAGUUUAAAAGACCAAUGACUUCUUUAAAUCGUCAUGAAUCCCGAUCAUUUACUAGAUGCUCUUCGAAGGAGUUCUUUAGUAAGCCGCAGGAUGACAAUAAGAAAACAUCGGAAAAAGUACCUGUUCGAACAACAUUUACGUCGCAAUUACGUGAACAUUUACGUAAAUCAUUAUCAUUUAAUGAUUUACACUCCAUAACGGAACCAAUGGAACUUAUAGAAUUAAGAAAGAAAAACAAAACUUUGGAGUAUUUAUCAUUUAAAGGAGAUAGUACUGCUUUAAGGGACACCUCAAAAUUAAGUAAUUAUUUUCAAGAGAAUGCAAAAACGGAGACUGCAGGAAUACCAAAAAUAGUUGUAGAUUCGCCAAGCACCGAACAGUCUAGUGAUCGUAUGCAGGGAAAAAAGAAAUCGAAACAAAAACGCUGUAAAAAUGAGGAAUACAAAAUGCCUUUUACCUUGUUCGAUUUGGAUUCGCAUAAAAAGGAGGGUUCUAUUAAGCAUUCUACACCAUCUCCCGUACAUCCUGUUGCCCGUCCCAACCUAGCUGCCACUUUAAGGGUGGAAAGUUCGAAGAAAAAAGUGAAAGAACUUAAAAAUAACUGUACCUAUCAUGAUACCACACCACAAUUUGAUUGGGAAGUUCGUAAAACACCUGCCUGGAAAACAUUAUCAUUCAAUGAAACCCACAAGGAGAUACUUCAACUACGUUUGGCCACACGUAAAGCGGAACAAGCUCUGCAGCAACGUGAAUAUGAACUGAAUAUGGAAAUAAUGCGACAACGUGUCAAAUCCGCUCCUCUACUACUAGAGGGUGCCACCUAUUGGGGUCCUCAUGUGGGUAAACUAUCGCAUGCCUGUCAAAAAGAAGGACGACGUCAUAUGUGUCAAUCGAAUCAACAGCGUAGCAGACGUAAAAAGCAUUCAUCACGUAGUCACAGUUGCAGACGUAGUUUAUUUCUUAGUUCUUCUUCGGCUUUGGAUGGUGAACAUUUUGACACUUCUCCCAAUACCUUCAGAGUACAAACGGAAUCACGAGCCAAUAUGUCUCACAAAUUAAAUACAUUGCGUAAAAUUUAUGGCAGUGGCGGUAAUGGAACAAAAUCUCAAUCACGUAAUUCAAAUCACAGUACAAAUACUCAACAAUCAAUGAAAUGUCUAAGGAAAAAGAAUUCCAAUAAUAUGCUGAGAACUGAGGCGAAGCCGGCAAAAGAUGAUGAUAGAAAUUUUGGCAGAGUAGAGUUGGAUAGUGGCGAUGAGUUGUCAAGUUUGGAUAGAGCAUUUUUGUAG